AUGUUGAACCAUUCCCAUUCCCGGCCCGAUUCCCGCUCCCCGUUCCUCCACCACGGCCUCGCCGACGACGACACGGAGCACCGGGCGGCGCAGCAGGGGAUGGACCCGCCGUCGUCGUCGGGCCGCCCCGCCCCCACCACGCCGCGGCGGCAGCUGCAGGGCCCGCGCCCGCCCAGGCUCAACGUCCGGAUGGAGUCGCACGCCAUCAAGAAGCCCUCGGGGUCGUCGGGGGUUGUUCCGCUCGGGGGGCAGGGGCAGGGGAGGCCGCGGGACCCCCACCACCAGCAGCCGCAGCCCGGGCGGGCGCCCGUCAUCAUCUACGACGCGUCGCCCAAGGUCAUCCACGCCAAGCCCAGCGAGUUCAUGGCGCUCGUGCAGCGCCUCACGGGCCCCGGCGUUGGCGGUGGAUCCGGCUCCGGCACGCCGCCUCCUCCGCCGCCGCCCGACGCGCAGUACGACGACGACGACGCCAUGCUGCUGGGGCAGGCGUUCCUGCCGCCCGAGCUGCUGCUCUCGCCGUCCGCCGCCAUGUCCCCGGCCGCGCGCCUGGCCACCAUCGAGCGGUCCGUGCGGCCCAUGCCCUCCGCGCCGGUGGCAACGGACUACGACGUCGACGUACAGGGUUCCCGCGGCGGCGACGACGGCGGCACCCUCGCGGCGGUGCUGGGCCCGGCGCGCCACCCCAGCAUCCUGUCCCCGCUGCCGUCCUCGCUGCCCCCCGCCGCCGCGUCGGGCCUGUUCUCGCCGCUGCCCUUCGACGCCAGCAGCAUCAGCUGGCUCAACGAGCUCAGCCCGAUCCUCCGGGCAGCAGCAGCAGCAGCGUCCACGGCCAACGCCGGCGCCGGCGCCUCUUCGUCCGGCUUCGGCCCGGGCGGCGCCACGAGCAACGGCGGCGGAUCCCGGGCGCCGCCGCCGGCGUACUACUCCGACCCGUUCGUCCCCAGCCCCCGCAACCUCCUCGCCACGCCCACUGUGCCGUCGCCGGCCACGUGCGCCGAGUUCUUCGGCAGCCUGCCGGAUCUUUAG
Miscanthus lutarioriparius is the source of this 1026-nucleotide messenger RNA. Lineage: Eukaryota; Viridiplantae; Streptophyta; Magnoliopsida; Poales; Poaceae. The record is from the annotation of a GenBank genome assembly.